AUGCGUGUCAAGGCACUCGAGAUACGAUGGCACAACACCCAACCCAUCUUCUCGGCCGACUUCCACCCUCUGCCGGCUGACCAGUACCGCAAGACCAGCGCUCACCCGUACAUGAGCAAGGACAUGAGCCCGGACCGUGAUCCUGAACUCUGCUGGCGACUCGCAACCGCAGGAGGUGACAACAAUGUUCGGAUCUGGCUCGUUCAUCCUGAGCCGCGACCCGCUCCGGGAGAAGCACCGGCAGCCACAGGAUCGAGUCAGACGGGCGCAGGUAUAGGCUCGCCAAGAGUCGAAUACUUGGCAACGCUUACGAAACAUACUGCCGUCGUUAACAUCGUCCGCUUCUCCCCAAAAGGCGAUAUGUUGGCAUCUGCGGGCGAUGACGGCGCGAUCUUGCUCUGGGUGCCUGCAGAAAAAUCAUCUAGCUCGUUCGGCAACUUGCUGUCAGAAGACAGCGCAUACGAGCGCGAGAAUUGGCGCGUCAAGACGAUGGCCAGAUCUACCUCUACGGAAGUGUAUGACCUCGCAUGGUCACCUGAAGGAGACUUCUUCAUCACUGGAAGCACCGAUCAUACCGCCAGGAUCUACAGCGCCGAUAAUGGAGGGUGCAUACAUCAGAUCACCGACCACAAUAAUUACGUGCAAGGCGUAUCUUGGGACCCUUUGGACAAGUACAUUGCAACUCAAUCAAGCGACAGGCAUAUGCACGUCUAUUCGCUCAAAUAUCGCAAGAACUCUUCAGGGGGACGAGACUUGGCAGAAGUUCAUCUCGAAGGCAAGAAUUCUCGACUCGAUCUCGAACGUGCGGGCGGUCUCGCCUUUGCAGACGCGCUCAAGAAAUUCGAUCGCGCAGCCGGUGGUGCUCCUUUGCCGACACCUGCCCCGACUGUCGCUAGCGCAGAGGACGAAGAGCAUUGUGCAACUAGCACGGCAUUCGUUCGCCCGCCUGCGCCAAAGCGAACGCCGUCGCAAGCGAGCGAGAGAAGCGAGUCUUCGAGCCGACCCGACUUUUCUGCACGUAUGCCCACGCCAGCGUCAGAAGCAGCGCCGCCUGAUUCGGGCACGAUGAAUCCGCCAUCGCACAAGCCAGCUUCGAGACGAUCGUCCAAUGCGGGUUCACAAGUCACUAUGUCACCUCCGCUCGGGCCACAGCAUCACCUCGCUCCUGGAUCGCACGCAACUGCUUCACCCUCGCAUCGACAUAUGCGCAGUCCAUCGCCUGCACCUUUGCCUGCCGUCAGACUGCCUCCCUCCCCCUCGCUUGGCUCUUCUACGGCCUCGACUGCCAAUUCGAUACAAGCUAUUGCAAUGUAUGGCGACCAAGAGCUCACGCCCUUCUUCCGGCGGUUAUCGUGGAGCACAGACGGCAGCAUGUUGUUCACGCCAGCUGGCAUCUUUGAGGACCCCUUCAUACCGGCAAGCGUGACGGCUUCGAAUGGCUCGGACGUGUUAUCCGCACCGGCCAAGAAGCGUCCUAAGAAGAUCGAAAAGGACGGCGAGCCUAGUCAAGGCGGCAAAGUCCUCACGACGUACGGCUAUACGCGCGCAUUCCUUGGCCGGCCAGCUAUACGUUUACGCGGUCAUCGAACUGGCAGUAUUGGCAUCCGCUUCAAUCCGGUCUUAUUCCAGCUUCGGACGGACCUGCGCUCUAAAGUUCUUCAGGCUGCUACAGACUCCGCCGUGCCCGUCGCCGGACCAUCCGCGCCCGGUUCAUCCGAGGUGACCACCACGGGCAAACCAGAGGUAGCGCAAGGCAAAGAGCCAGCACCAGACUCGCCGCCACCCGUCAGUAUGAUCGACCUGCCCUAUCGGAUGGUUUACGCCGUUGCGACUCACGAUGCCGUGCUUGUCUACGAUACUCAGCAGACUUCUCCUAUCUGCACCUUUAGCAAUCUGCACUACUCGCCCUUUUCAGAUAUGUCAUGGACCGCCGAUGGGCGCACGCUUGUGAUGAGCAGUCAGGACGGCUACUGCACUAUUGCAGCCUUUGACGGCAAGGAUCUCGGAACACCUUGCGAGGCCCAGCCUUUCUCGCAGCUCCGCAAGUCAGACGCAACACCUCCAGGAGCAGCUGCUGCAGGUCCCCCGCCACCGAGCGUCAACCCGCCACUCGUCGCCAAAAGGCCAGCAGUCAGCGCGAGCGCGUCUGCUUCGGCCACAGCUGUCGAAGCACAGAGAUCUGCGCCCGCGAACCCGUUGGCAGCUUCAACAAGCCUGUCAGAGCCACCGGCUGAGAACCCGAGCAAGAAGCGCAGGAUCGCGUUGACUCAGGUGGAGCAGUACGAUCCAGCUAAUUUCGGCUGGCGGUCAACGACAAAGCCAGCACGGCGCCCGACCACAUACACACCCGCAAGCAACACGAUGCUCACCCGUAAUCUAUUGGCUCUCUGCCUAGCCGGCGCUGCUCUCGCCCAGACGACAACGAUGAGCUCUUCUGCAGCUUCAGCUUCAGCGACAAGCGCGACUGCUGCCGCCACAGCUGCGACUGGCAUCCCUGCUUCGCUCUCCUCUGCACUCUUGAUGAGCAGUACGAGCACGUCAGUUGGGCCUGCAGGCACAGCGACUUAUACCUCACCCGUCUUGCCCCGAUGCGCCCUUGAAUGCUCUCUUCAGGUCCUGUCGAGCGGCAACACGACCUGCACCUCUGUGGCCAACAUCACAUGUAUCUGCACGAGCCCGUCGUACCAGCUCGCCGAUUACGCCUGUCUCAAGGCUAAUUGCUCGGAUGCAAACUUCCAGGCAGCUCUGGCCUACGGUCAAGGCAUUUGCCAGCAAGCAGGCAUCGCUAUUACCACCUCUGCGACGCCAUCGGGAUACACAGGGACACAGACUGCUCCUGGCGUGACCAGCACUGGAUCGACGUCAAGUGCACCAUCGCUGAUCAACCUUCAGCAAGCCCUUGCAAUUGGCGUCAGCGGUAUCACGAUCGUCUUCGCCAGCCUGCUGCUCGUCUGA
Mixia osmundae IAM 14324 is the source of this 2955-nucleotide messenger RNA. RefSeq lists its product as uncharacterized. Gene Ontology annotation, molecular function: protein binding. The transcript has 14 exons. Gene Ontology annotation, biological process: nucleosome assembly; DNA replication-dependent chromatin assembly. The coding region runs from base 1 to 2955 and encodes 984 amino acids. The record is from RefSeq and is a predicted model, not a curated record. Gene Ontology annotation, cellular component: nucleus; CAF-1 complex. Lineage: Eukaryota; Fungi; Basidiomycota; Mixiomycetes; Mixiales; Mixiaceae.